AUGUCCCGAACAAUCUACCUCGCCGAAUUCUCCAACGGGCCACGGCCAGCGCAUCAAUCUGUCUUCAUGCCGACAGGCAACGCAGGCACGAAAGGCAAAUUGAUUCACGUCGACGGGAACCCAGCCCUCGGAUUCUCGCUUGAAUUCCUCCGCAACUUCGACUAUGCCGACUUUCCAACGCCGUACUGGAUCAGUGAGUUGGGUGCGGUUGAUGCUCGAUUUGUGACGGACACCCCCGGGAAUGGGCAGCUCUCCAAGGAUGCCGUCGCCCGCGAUCAACUUGAAUCUGUGGCGACCCUGGUAGCGCCUCCAGGACGUAGUCUGAACCCGUUCGAUCCUGCUCUCAAAUCCGGCCUCAGCGCCGAUACUGUCAAGGACCUGUGUACGCGUAUGCUGUCCCUCAAAGACAAAUGUGUCCAUCCUACCUCCCAGAAGCCGUAUAUCCUGUCCGCAUCAGGAGGAGCAGAUAACUCGCCCGAAGGGAUGCAGAACGGUAUCACCCAUGCCUUUGUAGUUGAAUUCGCCAGUGAAGAGGAUAGAAAGUACUACCUCGAGAAGGACCCCGCGCACCUGGAGUUUGUGGGCAGCUUGAAGGAUGUGAUUGAGAAGGUGCAGGUUGUUGACUUCACCGGUGGUGUAUUUUGA
Aspergillus mulundensis is the source of this 645-nucleotide messenger RNA. RefSeq lists its product as uncharacterized. Bases 1 to 645 code for a protein of 214 amino acids. NCBI's taxonomy places the organism in Eukaryota, Fungi, Ascomycota, Eurotiomycetes, Eurotiales, Aspergillaceae. The record is from RefSeq and is a predicted model, not a curated record. The transcript is spliced from 4 exons.